AAAUAAAUAAAUAAAGAGCAUUGCAAAAUAAUUUUAUGACAUUCUCGACUUGUGGUAGUGUUGGUGCUGGUUGUGCAAUAUUUUUCGCCGUCAAUAUAUUUAGCUUUUGUUGAGCAGAGUUUGGUUUUUUAUUUUAUGAUUAUGUCAAGUGGUCGCAGUGCUCGUUUGCCCCCCACACCCAAUGCCCCCAAUAAUAAACAAUGGGCUGUCACCAAUAAUGCAACGGUUUCCUCCUCUUCAGCAUUGUUGUCAACAGCAUCUGUUUCUCUACGUGAACCCAAUAGUAAUAAUGUCAUGAAUUCCUAUAACAUUAGCAACAGUAUAACGACCAGAAUCAAUAUGACUCCCAUAAUUGGCAUAAGCAGUGGUGCUGUUGUCGGCGAUGGUGGCAGUGUUGACGGUGACGGCGGCGGCUUAAUCAAUAGAGUUGAUGUUGCCACCGAAGGUAUCCCUGGCGAGACCAUAGAUGCCUUGGGGCCUGAGUUGGCUGUUGCCACAUCCCAAGUUCUCGAAAAUCUAACUGAGAAUGAACGCAAAAUGAUUAUCGAAGUAUUAAAUCGUGACGAAAAUGUUCGUCAACGUGACGCCACACGGAUCAUGCUUUUAAGAGCUGAACUGUUAUCAUUGCGACGCAAAGGUGCUUUAAAAAUUGGUGGAGCUUUAGUAGGCAAUGGUAGUAGUACUGGUGUUGGUGUCAGUGCUCAACACUAUGAUAGCUCAUCUAUUAUACAACAACAUCAACAUCAACAAUAUCAGCAUCAACAACAGCUACAGCAACAACAACAACAACAACAUCAACAGCAACAAUAUCAAGUAGAACAUAACAAUCAUAAUCGUACCGCUCAUCCUGCGCCAUACGAAUCAAAUCGCCACUGCGCCCGAUGCAAUAUUGAAUUGGGUCGAAUUACAAAUAGAGGCGCGCCGUGUCGUGUCUGCAAGCUAAGAGUAUGCAAGGCGUGUCGUGAGUUUACUACACGCACCACCGAUUGGGUCUGUGUUGUCUGUCACAAACAAAUGGAGAUUCAGGCUGCCAGCCGUGAUUGGUUAGGCGAUCUCACACAAACGUCAAGUGAUAGCGUUGGCGACCAUUUGCCCACUAGCGAUGUAUUAAGGAAAAGUAUUCGACGUUCCUGGACCAUAUCAAACGCGGACGACGAUCCUAAUAAUCCCAAUGCUCAAAAUCCUGUUGCUAACAAUCUCUAUCCGCAACAGCAGAAUCUCAUCGAAGGCCAAACAGCAGGGAGUUUUCCAUCGUUAAUUGUACGUCAUCAUUCACCACGUAAUCAUCCUAUGAUUAACUACAACACCGGUAGCGCUACAACCAUUGCGGGUAAUAUCGGUACUAAUCAAACGCCACCACCUUUUCAUGUGCAUACGCAACGGCGUAUUUUACGUCAAUCGACUUUACCUACCACCUUACCGAAUAACGAAUUGAAUUUGCGUAAUAGCGGCAGCAAUCCAGAACAUUACAAUAAUGUUAAUUUAACUGCCCCGACAUCACCACAUCAGCUACACCAAACUCCCUUUUAUUCAGGCGACUAUAAUAGCGAUGAUGUUCUAAAUAUUGAAAUUAGCAGUGAUUGUGAUAAUUACGCGCAAGCUCCAACAUUGACGCAAACUCCUCAGCUAAUUCAACAAACAAACAUAGUGCAAUCCUCAAGUGUUAUCAAUACGCCGACACAUCACCGUUUACAGGUGCGCCGACAAUCGACACUUCCAGCUAAUCCGUUAUUUAUGUCUACAUCACCAAAUCGCGCAUACAGUCGUUCACCAGAACGUUCACCAGGCGAACAACAGCGUUAUCCUCCAUUUGUCAGACAAACUUCUUUUCCAUGUAAUCUCACUGAACCUCAAGUUGCCAUAAAUCAGACUUCUUUGCAUUUAGGUAGCACAUCCAUUUCUACAUACCCUUCACCAAUGCACAGAACAAAAAUGCUACCCUCAACUGUAAAUCAGCCACAACCGCCAACACAUUAUCAAGAGCAAUAUGACCAAACAAUCAAUCAGCCAGAUGAAUCAAAUAUUUUGAAUAAGCCGCGUAUAAUGCGCCAGGCCACGCUGCCUAAUCCAGAACAGCAUAUUAAAUUAUUACCCACCUCACCGCCAAAGCGUCAGACCUCCCCGCAAUAUCGACGUUCUCCCGAGUUUAUGCGCCAACAAACCUUGCCCAAUCCGGAAGCAUUCGGCAGUAACUCCCUGACAGUGCAAGGGCCGGCUAAUCCUGCUUCACAAGCUAAAUUUUUACCCAUAUCACCGUUACAAAAGCAAAAUUUUCUGUUUCCCAAUGUGCAAAAUCCUCGUCAAUUUUUGUCCCAGCAAAAUGUCCCGGCCGUAGAUGGAGCAGACCCCGUUGUUGGUGGUACCGGAGAUCAAUAUUCCAGCAGCCAGAGUGUAAAUAUUCAUCACUCGCGUGACCAUAAUAAAAUGAUGAAGGUGCGAAGUCAUAGCAAUGAAGAGUAUUCCAUAACUAAAUCUCAUCAUUUGGAAAACCGCCGUCUGUUGCCUGAAAUACCUACAGCUGGUCGCUCUAUGAAUCGCUCUCCUAGUCGAUUAGUCAGGCAGGAUUGCCUCAAAGAUGACCGCGGAACAGCGACGCAUGGAGAUCACCGUACUUUCGGUGAAGCCAAACAACAAUUCCAUCAAUUUCAGAAUGUGACCGAAGAAGAUGAUAAUCGACCGGAGUACAUGGAUUACUUUGGUGACAGUUCAAGCAGUUUUCUCGAGUCAGAUGAAGUGCAAUACGAAAAAAAUUACAAUACCGGUUUUAGCAGCGAGCCACGCAUUAUAUACAAUGACGGUUCAGACGACGCUAGUUAUCAACCCUAUCAGCGCCCGAUGGUACAUAGUGCUGAAAAUAUGAUGACAGUUGAACAAAAUUAUAUCUAUUACGGACCAGAAGGUGAUAGCCUAGGUGCAAACCUAACAGCUAGUGCUGCUGGAGUUUUGCCACGCACACCGAUCAUACACAACCGUUUGAGACGUAGGCAAUCCAGAGAUUUACCUAUGCCGGCGGAGGAGUUGUCACAGAUUUCGGGCGCUGCUGAAACACAGCAACCAGCAAUAAGUGUAGCUGUUGACGAGAAAAAACCGGCAGAGAAAUUUAGCGAACGCCCUAAGCCGGAACAAAUGCGAUCGGUUUCAGAGGAUUCCGGUUCUAAAGAUAGUAUACCAAAACCGAUGCCUCGACGUUCGCUAUCACAUCCCGAAAAAGAAACUCAAACUUCUAAAAAGGUGGAACCAACUAAGAUACCCAGCCCUAAGCCAUUAGCUGACAUACUCGAUAAAACGCGACCAAUUAGUAAAAUACCUACGUCUACAAGAAGACGUAGCAGUCGUGGUUCUAUUACAAACGAUGUUGAAGAUGGUGGUAAUUUGAAAUACUACGUAAACGAAAAAAGAAAUUCCGAAUUAUCCGCAAUAACGAACAACAAACCAUUAACAGACGAAAUUCAGCAGCAGCAGCAGCUAGACGAAACCAGUAAAAAGCGAACAGAGCAUCCGAUUACGGAGAAAGCUAAUAACUUAGGAACAACAGAGCAACAGCAACACGGCAAUAAAAUCCCUGAGGAUGAGGAGAAAAAGUCAAACGAUAGCAACACAAAAGACAAUCAACGACAGCAGGAGGAACAAAAUAACAAUAACAAUGAUAACGACCGAGAGGGGAGAAGUUUAACAGUAGCAAAGCAAACGUAUACCUCCACGCUGGGUGAACAAGAAAUCCAAAAUGCUGUGGAAGCGGCAGCAGUUAUUUUCAAAAAAGUAGUUUUGCAACGUCGUCAAGAGAAGAAGGCGGCAGAAGAGGAUGCCUAUGAUACAAUGGAAACCUCUUCGGAAAUGGAGUUUAAAUCGAUCACUAUAAACCACGCCCACUAUAAUAUGGAAGCCGAUGAAUUUAAAUUAGUUUUCAUAAAUUCAGCAGAUUCUGCUUCAUCGUGCCGAGAAGAUGACGAAUUUGAAGAUAGCAGUUCUUCAACAUCUUCAUCAACUCGUAAUUGUAGUAGCAUAACAAUUGAUGACUGCGAUUGGGAUUACUUUGAGCCGUCCAUGAUAAAUACCAGUAUCAGUAAACAUAUUCGCUAUUCACCGCGCGUAUCGCCGCUAGUUCGCAGACGUUAUACGCGUGAAUUUAAAUCAAGCGAUAGUACAGCUUCACCUACAGAAUCGCCCCUCUUGUACCGGAAGCAACUUUUACAUUGUCCACGAAUUAAGGAAAGUGACACGGGCACGGAUGAAGAGUUUCUAAUGCAAGGAGAAAGUUCUAGUUCAGAUGGCUAUUUGACGCGAUCGCCAACUAGCCGCGGUCAACAUCAACUAAGCAUGAAAACGAGGAUAAAAACUCGUUUACUUAAUAAGGAACAACAUCACCCAAAAUCUUAUCGUCACAGUUCACCGCGCGGCAAUGGGCAGGGACCACCGGAUAGCUGCAGUUGCGGCGCUUCCAAAAUUAGUCAAAAAUUGGAAAUUAACAAAUCAAAUGCGCAUGUAACUCUUCAGCCGCAAUACGUGCCAAUACCGGUUCCCGUGCCAAUACCUGUACCCGUGACUGCCUACCCGUAUUGGAAUCCCAACGAGUUGCCUUCACCUCUACAUACCUUGCGUUCAGAUACAGAUGAAAAGAGUCUGUGCGCUUCCUUACAAAAACUUUGGAACUCUGCUGCCGGUUCCAAUUUAGUCAACUCAACAGCCAGCACGAAUAAUUUACAAGCUGCUGCAGCUGCAGCUGUGGCUGCUGCCUACAAUAAUGCUGCCACCUACCAGCAUUUAACUACUCAUAAAAUGGAUAGCACUUUCAAAUUUUCCGCGCCCGACUUGACUUCUUCCACGCACUCCCUAACUGGAAUGACCCAAUCGCAUUGUUCAACUUCUUCUGGUUACGGUACCAACACAACCACCGGCGGUAGUCUAGAGACUUUAUUAAAUGUUGAAAAGCUCUCAGCUCACCACCAACCACAUAAUUUGUACCCACACCAACUUAGCCACCGCCAAACCAGAAGUAAUAAAACAUAUGUUGUUAGUAAUAGGAAUUCGAUACACACAAUAAACGACAACAACAGCAACUUUAACGACGACCAGCCCCAACAGCACUUCUACCAGCCAAACGAGUAUGCCGUUAUCGAUGACGGCAAUUCAGACUGUCCGAAAACACCGAACGAUCCAAUAACGUUAGUAAGUGCAGAACCAUUGUCGGGUUCAAAUCACACUUUAAAUCGCGCGGACACACGUGAAUGUAGCAUAACGCGCAAGGGUCAGAUUGUUAACGAAACAAUUGAAAAUGAAACACUAUCCCUGUCGCAGAGUAAAACAUCAGGCAAUUUAGAUUCAAAAACUAUACAAUUCGAUAACAUUCGCAUACGGUCAACUGAUAAGUUAAAUAAUAAUUCAACUUCAGUUAACAAAGAUAACAAGAAUUCAACGAAUAAAACAAAGCAAAAUACAGCAGAAUUAGUUUUUAAUACAGAAUUAGAGAAAAAUAUUUUACAUAAAGAUAGAAAACAAGUUUACGGAUCAAAUUCUAGUACCAAUGCUAUUACCUCACUACCACCGCAACCACCAAUAGUAAACACAAAUGUAAAGUUAACGCAUACAAGCACAAACGAUACUUUAGGCAAACAAACUGCUUUGGCUAACAAUUACUGCGAACAAUUGCACGCCACCUUGCACAGUAAGAGGCAUAAUGCAGACGGAGUAACAGAGCAGAGCAAGAGAGCGAAAAUAGAAACGCGUGAGAGUUUACCUCUCUCGGCGGAUCGUUUUAACCGAAAACAUAAUGGCAAUGAAAACGUAAUACUAAUAGAGGACCAGAAUGGCAAUAAAACUCAACAUAAUGAUAUCAGUGGAGAAGAGAACAAUAAAAAAUCUAUAGAGCCGGUAAUAAGUUGUUGGCCGCCUUUGAAGUCUUUUUGUUCGCAUGAUUUGACGGUGAAUCAAAAAAGUUGUAACUCUGCUUCUAGGCACAUUAGUGACAACUCAUACCGCAUUAAUGAUUGCAAAAAUAAAGUAGAUAAUCAACUGCGAGCACCGAAAGAAAAUGUGGAAAGUCAAAAACAAAAACAUAAGCAAACCACCCCUUCCGAUUGUACGACAGCUGCUGGCGUUAUAAAAGUCUUUAAUUUACACAAAAUUGUACAACCUGCAGUUGUUGGCAAAUUGCCAAACAUAACGGAGGUGGCAUCAACGAUUAAUUAUUCUAUUACCGCCGGCAAACACAAAGCGGCAGCACUUUCGAUAAGAAAAACGACUAAAAAUAGCCUCGAUAUGUUAAAAAUUGGCAAAUCAGAAGAUCUAAACCCAUUAAUUGAUGGGUACCUGCAAAGCGAACGAAAUUUUUCUAGUUCUUCUUCGGAAGACUCUGAAUCCGAUAUACAGUCGGAAAACGAUAAAGAUAAGAGCGACAGUUCCGAGAAUAAAUAUUAUAAAAGCAAUCGACGUAAGUCAGUUCAUCGCAGUUACGACAUUGCGAACGACAUCAGUAAGGAUCUGAUUGAAAAUGAAAGAAAUGAAAAGAAUGAUAACGGAAGCAGUAGUAAUUUAAGUAGUUCCGAUUCAGAAUCUGUCAAUUCUGAUGAUACUGGCAACGUAGCUGAUCGGCGACCUCGCAGACGACGUUUCUGCAAAGUAUUCGUUGUAAAUCGGAAGUCGCGAACCCGUGGGAUAAGCGGAAACUCCAGUAUUUCGGACACGCAAUCAUCAUCAGAAGCAAAUGUCGAGGAUUCCUCUGACAAUAAUACCGAUACGGAAAGGUCCCACUGUGGUGUUGUACUGCGAUGUAUUAAAUUAUUUAACGAAGGUGUCGAUAAUGUAAAUAAACGAACAAACGAAAAUGCCUUUCCUUUGCACGAAAGUGAUAGUUGCAGUAAUUCAAGUGCACAUGGUUUUAAACGUAAUGGUGACAGCGUACCUGAUAAUGACGACGAAUACGAAAGUGAAUGCAUUGAGUCGCAUGUGGCAAGUUACGCGACUGAAGAGACUGCCAAUGGCGCUUUUAUAAUCGACGGACAAGCAGACGAUAAUGAUGGAGGUAUAGUGCUAAAUUCUGUACGAUCGCUAAAUACUGAUGAAAGUGUAGAGGUGGCAAAUGUGCCAAUCAAUGUUCUUAAUGAUGAACAUAAUAAUGAUGCUAACGAUGAUCAUGGCACAGUUAGCAAGAAAGUGGCAAAUGAAAAAUUGCAUUCGAAAAAGCAACAGCAAGAGCAACAAGAACCACAAUUUGCAGCAAUUAGUAAACAAAAAAAUAACUUUAGCGCGUUAGGCAUGCAAUCGAAGCUUUCAAAUGAAACGCGUGCGGUUGACAACGGUUCGAUGAAUUCAACAGUAUCUCAGACUUUCGAUCAAUCACCGAUGGACGCGGUCGAUGCUUGUCAGGAGCUGGAUAGUAUUUCCAAUGAUGUGAAUCGCCUCCUGACUAUGACUAAGCAAAGUUCUGAAUUGGAAUUUAAAUUGCAAAAGCUGAAACGUGAUGUGGAAGAAAUUAAUCAAGAUCAUUUAACUGCAGCGCAGACCACAACAGAAACCCAAGCAAUUGCCAACAAUUUAGAUAGUGAACCUGCGGCUUUAGAGAGCAUUGCUAGGGCUUCAUCACAUUUAUUGCGAAAGCAUGUCUUACCUGAGGAAGUACAAACAUUAGAGAAAAAAUUACACAAUUUGUGCUUUAUGGUGAAAGAGGCUAAAAAUAAAACUAAAACCGGUGUGGUAACUAAAACCAACCAAGAACAAAAACAACAAGAAAAAAGACAACAGCAACAAGAACAACGACAAAGUGAGUAUAGAAUGGAAGCAUACAAAGACGUAAACAGUCAUGAAAUUCUAGCCGAGUAUUCAUCGCUUACUGCUGGCGUUGGUUCUAAUGUGCAAAAGAAAUGUGAGAUAGAAAAAGUGGAAAUACCUGUUGGCAAAUUAUGCACCACUGACUUCCAUCAGUCUUUAAUAAAGCAAGAUGAUGACGGCCGCAGCGACAACGACAACGACAACGAUAACGAUAACGACAGCGAUAGCGACGUUUCAGCUAAUCAUGGCGGCGGUGGUUUAUGCGAUGACGUAUUAAGUAUUGAGACUGGCAUUGUUUUUAACAGCGACCAUAAUUAUACAAAACGUGACAACGAAGAUUUUAAAAUUAACUACGUGCACUACGAUAAGCAAUUUAACGAUGACGAAGAGGAAGCGGAGGAGGAAUACGAGAAUAAUAUUAAAAGAAAUAUUGUGGAAAACGAAAGAGGAGGAGAAGAAGAGUACGACGUUGUUUACAAUGACGAAAACAAAUGCGAAGCAAAAGAAAACCAAAACAAAACCAUGCAAACUAAAACAAUAUGCGAUAGUGCUUUGGAUAAAUCUGAAAGUAGUAAUACUAGCAUUGCUGCUAACAGCACCACCACUAUUACCACUACUACAACUGCUACUACUGCUAUUAUAUGUGAAUCGUAUGUUUGCAAUAAACAGGUACGGGUGUGUGAGGUUCAACAAGCAGCUGCUUUCGUCGACGAGGAUGGAAGAUUGAGCAAUAAACAAAAUUUAAUAGAAAAACAAAACAACGACCAACAGUUCAGCGAAGCAUGCAAAACAAAUGAACUGCUUGACUGUUAUUAUGGUUGUGCGUUAGAUUUACUAAACAUCCGCAAGCCUCCCGCUUCCAGUAAUUUUACAGAAUACUUUAUGGACUCGCUAGAGCACAAUACUGCAAACAUUCAAUUAAACACAGGUAGAGAAGCGUUGCCGAUGUCACAAGUAAAGAGCGAACCAACUUCAAAAUCGAGAGAUACUAUUUCGCACUCGGAGAUCAAUCCAGCGUCGGUUUCGGUUGAUUUUUCUGCUUUGCAAGCAGUUGAAAAUGAAAUGUUAAACGGUAAAGACAAUAAUCGUGCGUAUGACUCUCUCGCAUACGAAAAAAAUGUUAAUAAAAACCAAAAAUCAAAUUAUAAGAGCGGGUACUUGGGUGCCGUACGAAAACCCAUAGAAAAACAACCACAAGCAACAAGUGGUACCACAACAGCGUUCUCGUUUAACGAAAAUACUAACAUCAAAACAAUUGACCACAAUAACGAAGAAGGGGACAAUAAUGCUAAAAAUAUCGUUUGCGAAGAUAUAGACGACGUGUUCGGUUUUAACAGCACAGCCACUCGCAAUAAUUACAAAUAUUAUGAGAAUAGUGUCGACCCUUCAAGCGGUGCAAGUGCAAGUGUUAAUACUGCAUGGCGCAGUUCAAAUUUGAUAACAACAGCAAGUGCUAAAUACUGUGAUAUUAAUUUUAAUGGUUCGCCCAAUUCGUUAUCGGCAAAAUAUCGAAGCUUAGUAAUGAUUACAAAAGAUCAAAACAAUGAAGAUGACGCUACGCCACGUGCGACAGGAGAUUUGUUUAACUCUGAAAAUACGUGUACGCUUAGCGACGUAAAUGCGAAUCGCGCUAUUAAUAUAUCUCAAGAGGAUAAUAACAUUGGCAAUGACUCAUUUAAAGCUCAGUUUAAAAUAGAUAAUAAUGAAGUGAUAGCGUCGUGUGCUGUGGAAGAGUUACGAGAUGACGAUCAAGUCAAUUCCGUAGAUUUGUUAAGAAAUCAACGUAUAACUGCGAAUGACGACGACGCUGACCAUGAUCAUGAUGUUAAUGACCCAAAAAGUAAUUCAUUAAGUGCUAAUAAAAAUUUAAACAGAAAUAAAGCCCCAACAGUUUGCCUGGAAGAUGGCUUGGCAGACGAUGACUCCUGGGUUGAGGAUUUAAGUGAACAUGGUGACGUUAAUAAUGACAAUGAAGAUGAUGAUAAUGAAACAACGCCCACUGGCACAGAUUCGGAAGAUGGCGAAGAUCCGCAUUUAAUAGGAAUGUUUACUGACCGUGAAGAAGAACUCAGGGGCUAUCACCGUACCGCUAUAGAUUUCACACUCCAUACUAUUGUUGAAGAAAGCUGUGAAGAAAGCGAGGGAGCUUCGUUGCGCGAUCACACUGACGAAGAGGAACUGGACGAUUUAGAGAAGAGACGUCAGCGCACGCUUCAACAUCAUCAUCGUCUGUCCGCCUCUGAGUUAGAAAAGUAUUUUUUCUUUGGCUUAGGAGACGGAAAAGUGAUGAGUUCGAUCGACACACGUGGCGACGAAACUUCAUCAGAAGUUAGCAGCGUAUGCUCAGAAGGUUUGGAUUCAUUAGGAAUACCUGAUGAGCCAGUUAAUGAUAUAAAUCAAGUGACGGAUUUGGCUUCAUCGCGUCUAGAAAAAUACUUCUUAUCUGGCUUUAUGGGUUUUAAUGCUGCCGAGAAAAAUGAAUCAGAUGAGAGCGGAAGUGUUGGUAGUGAUAGUGAAGGUCAGCCCAGCCCUAGUCAACGCCGAAAGCGUCUAGUACGAGCCAGAGGUACUCCAAGAUCUCAUAAUUCAUCAUUGGAUAACUUACUUGUGGACACGUUAACCGCUUCUGUUAAUGAUAAUCAGGAUAAUAAUCUGUUACCGAUUAACAAUGUAAAUGACAUGUUAGAUUCUUCUGAAUCGGAAGCAUGUGACGAAACCGUCAUUCAUGCUGCGAACAUUAGCGACAGAACUACUGAUGCUUUCGAUACUAUUAAACGUAAGAAGCAGGUACGCAAACGUCAUGAUUCACUAGAUGAAAAGAAAUUAUACGACGUCAGUCAAACGGAAGAUGUUAAUAAAUCACUCUCCACAAAUUUGGAAUGUCGCACUCCAACUCCUGGCUCCAUAAGCAAUUCUCAAGCAAAAAAACAGCAACAUCACAGUCGCGACAGCGGGUUCGUGGGUAGCAACGAUGACCUAUUAAAACCUACUGAAGGGGAAACAAUUUCUACUCAGUGCCGUACAAUGUCGCCAACAACUCUCGAACAAAUCAACGAAGAUAAAGAAAAUAACAAUGCAAAAACUGAACUAUCAUUGUCUAAUGAUGUGCCGCGUAUUAAUGUUCAGUUCGAAUCGGAUGCAAAUGUUUUUCCUAUAGAAAGUUUACCUAAAAAACAUUCGCUGCCACCAACAUCAAAUACAAAUUUGGUACGAAAAGAUAGCUUCAAUAAUUGGAGUUCCGACGAGGAAACUAACCUAAUGAUGUCUAAAAUGAGACAGUUUUUCAAAACAUUGGUGGUAGCAACCGCAAAUGCCCAACAGAAUCAGGGAUCUGAUAACAAUUCAAAGUCCGGCACGCCUAAUCAAACAACGCCUAUCUCUGUGAGACGGGCGAAAGCGCGCCCGGCUACGUUAGCUUACUUUGAAAACGAAUUAACGAGGUUAAUGAAAACUGUGCCCGGCAUAAAUGACGAACAAGUAAGAGAGAUCGUAGAGUAUUUGAGCAGUGAGGACACGUGGUCAGAUUCGUACGAUUCUUCGGAUUAUACUAGUUCGGAUUUAGAGGGAAGCAGUCAACGGCGAAGUGAGCUAAGGCAACAAAUAUCUGAUAGUUGUCAGCAAAUCAUUAAUAAAUUCGAAGUUGAUGAAGAGGGCGACCGAGGCGAUGGUGGUGUAUUGGAUGAAACAAGAGGUCUGACAAAUGACUCAGCUUUAGUUUAUCAAAAAUUGGUAGCUUCAUUUUCAAAAAUGGCUAUGGGGGAGAAUGCCAACAAGCCCGCAAGUCAAUUGCCAGAGCGAGAAUCUAAUGUACAAAUUGCGAGUAACAAUGUAAGCAAAGUAUUAGAAGACGAUCGAAUAUCGAAUAGUAGCAUUCGCAGUGCUGAACGUUCUCCACAAUUGUUUGCAAAAGUUAUGCAACAUAUAGGCGCACGUUUAGUAGCGUUAAUGCAUGAAGUGAGUAGUGGCAAUGAUUCGCACGGUACUAAUUCGCCAAUAUCCACGCAGCGAAAUCAGCAUAAGCGGUUGCAAGCUAAAAUUUCAGCGACAACGACCGAAGACGAGGAGGAUACAAUAGUGGAAGAAAAACACGGAAACACUCGUAGUGGCCAGUAUUUACACCCGUUAAUCGCUUAUAAUCCCUCCGCACAAUCCAACUGCCAAACGUCCAAUAGGCCCAACGCCUAUGCACAAGAUGAAGCCUAUCAUUUAGCGCGCAGCAAAUCGCACGACUUGUUGCUUGACUCAGGCUCUUCUGCGGCGGGUACUACUAAUAAUCCAGUAGGCAAUAGUGCAAACAAUAAUAGCUCUGCACAUACUCGACCGCAUCAUCACCAGUCAACUAGCGGCGUUAGCGAUACCGCCGGGGAGGAGUGCGGCGUCGCCAGCGACUACGAGCGCUUUUCCUGGCGCGGCAGUUUUGAGUCGGCAUUACUGGCUAAUGGCGAUUCCAGAACUAGACUUUCACAACUCGAUCGUGAUAACUCAUCGUCUGCAUCCGCUUUGGCCGUAGCAAAGCGUCGUUCGGCAGGUGAUUUGUUAUUUAAUCACAAAAGUCUUAGUAGGGAGCAAUUGGAUCGUGUGCGAUCAUGUGGCAGUAUAGGAGGCGGCGAUGAGCAACACCAAGUAUUAGAAACAUCACCAGCCAAGCCGUGGCUAUCGUCUUCUGAUUCGAAAGAUGUCAGACGUUCUAGCGUACCAGACGCCAUUUACGAAACAGAUUCCUCUUCCGAUGACAACGAACCAUUUGUAAGUGCCCGUUCGACGUUACCGCGUAGUUUGCUUAGCGCCACGCAAAUGUCUAGCACAAAUUCUUUACCUCGUCUGCCCACCACCGCCAAUACACCAAUAAGCUUGGGAGCGGCCACAACAGCAAGUUCAACGUCAGCUCUCGUAAUAGGAGGCACGGGUGUGGCAGCGACGUCAACACCUUUGUCUAAGUCACAAAAUGCAUUGAAUUUUACACCAACAAGCGGUAGCGUCAAGAGUGCUCGUUAUCGUCCACCCGGAUUGACGGCACGCCACAAUUUUGGUUCUAUUACCAAUAAAAAGUCUACACAAACACAUGGCCAGGGAUUGCACCACUUUUUAUAUUCUAAACGUGAUGCACGUAAACGUUUAAACUUGUCCACGGAAGAAGCUAAAGCGGCUGCCGAAGAAUUAAACCGUUCACCUGUUAUGGAUCAUAGUGGUAUUGAUCCCAGCGCUAGUCCCUUGCAAUCUCGUGGCUCAGCUUCCAGUGAUGCUUGGCAUGGCCAAUCCGACGAAGACAUAGACCGUUUAGUGGCGAUGCAUCAAAAUCGUAGUAGUUUAAGUUCAUUAGGGUUACGUUCCGAUUCUAUGGCAAGCGUCUAUUCGGGAGCUGGUGAAGGUCGUUAUGGUACGGUAGUGGUUAAAGGACAAGUAGAAUUUGGUAUGCAAUAUAACUACAAAUUAGCAGCCUUGGAGAUACAUGUUGUGAGAUGUAAGGAUUUGGCAGCUGUGGAUUCGAAGCGCAACCGUAGCGAUCCUUAUGUUAAGGUAUAUUUAUUACCCGAUAAAUCUAAGGCUGGCAAACGGAAAACUAAAGUCAAGAAGCACACGUUGAAUCCAAUAUUCGAUGAAGUGUUACGUUUUCAUAUGCCUAUAGCUAGUUUAGAGGCGCGUACACUUUGGUUAACCGUAUGGCAUUCCGAUAUGUUCGGUCGAAAUGAUUUCUUGGGCGAAGUUAGCGUUAAUCUGCAAGGCAGAGUUUUCGACAAUCCGCAAUCGCAGUGGUAUCUACUACAAGAAAGGAGUGAGCCUUUUGAUGAGGUGGCUACUUACAGGGGUGACAUCGUGGUAGGGUUAAAAUAUGUAACACCUGAAAGUACGAAAUCUACAUUUAUGCGUAGCGGCUCCAUAGUCAGCGGUAUGGGCAGUGGUUUAAGGAAAUUCGGCAGCAUUAAGUCAGUGUCCACUUCUAAAGCUGAACGUACUGCAAAGGGAGGACAAUUGCACGUCUUGGUUAAAGAAGCGAAACAUCUUACCCCUAUUAAACCAAAUGGCUGUUGUGAUGCUUUUUGUAAAAGUUAUUUAUUACCCGAUCGUACUCGAAGUUCAAAACAAAAAACUCCCGUAGUGAAAAGGUCCAAUAACCCCAGUUGGACUUAUACUUUUAUUUAUGAAGAUGUGUCGUUAGAAGAUUUAUCGGAAAGAGCUUUGGAGUUAACCGUAUGGGAUCACGAUCGCUUGGCUAGCAAUGAAUUUUUAGGCGGUGUACGAUUUUCCUUGGGUACCGGUAAAAGCUACGGUCGCCAAGUUGAUUGGAUGGAUGCUUCGGGCAAAGAAUUAUCCUUAUGGCAAAAUAUGCUUGAUCGUCCCAAUUUCUGGGUCGAAGGCAGUUUAGUAUUAAGAUCGACACUUGACGGUAUACGAAUUACACCAUAAUUAUUAUAUUAAAAUUAUUUUGAAAUUUGCAUUAAAAUUAAUUAAUUUAUUUGUUUGCAGUAUAGAUUACACACAUACAACUGUAAUGUGUAAUGACUUGCAAAGUAUAUUAGAUUUACAUUAAAAACAACAACAGCAACAACAACAAUAAUAAUAAUAAUAAUAAUAAUGAUAACAACAACAUCUACACUACAACAACAACACAAAAGACAAGGUAUCAGUGAUCCCAAAAAUCAUACACAGAUAAAACACACAAAACUCUGUAUAAAAUUUUUACUUCGAAUCCUUGUCAACCCAACGUAGUAAGUAAUAUAAAGUAAAAUAUAAAGUAUUUACAUAAAUACCUAAUAUUCUUAUGAAAUUGUUUAAUAUACUAAAAAAAAGAAAUAUGACAUAAUUUAAGAGUAAGGAGAUUAAAUUAUGAAAAAAACUCUUCUAAUAUGCAUUCACACAAUACAUAAAAUAAAUUUC
This is a messenger RNA of Glossina fuscipes, 14640 nucleotides long. RefSeq lists its product as uncharacterized. The record is from RefSeq and is a predicted model, not a curated record. Gene Ontology annotation, molecular function: neurexin family protein binding; small GTPase binding. Bases 136 to 14169 code for a protein of 4677 amino acids. The transcript has 16 exons. Gene Ontology annotation, cellular component: exocytic vesicle; plasma membrane. Gene Ontology annotation, biological process: exocytosis; intracellular protein transport. NCBI's taxonomy places the organism in Eukaryota, Metazoa, Arthropoda, Insecta, Diptera, Glossinidae.